Messenger RNA from Liolophura sinensis, 1247 nucleotides. RefSeq lists its product as uncharacterized. The record is from RefSeq and is a predicted model, not a curated record. The coding region runs from base 180 to 1184 and encodes 334 amino acids. The transcript has 2 exons. Gene Ontology annotation, molecular function: oxidoreductase activity. Lineage: Eukaryota; Metazoa; Mollusca; Polyplacophora; Chitonida; Chitonidae.
UACACAUAUUUUUUAAAAAAAGAAAGGAAAGUUAAUUAAUUUGCUUUUUUCAACAUCUAAAAGAAGAAAAUUUUCCCCGUAAAUCUGGGAAUCCUGACCAAUUCAGCAUCGACCGAGCAAAUCUGACGGUGUCAAAUUGGCAUUUUGAAUUGAAGGAACGACUUUCUGGGAUCGUGUAAAUGGAAACAGACGUAGCCUCACUUGGAAACCAGGUCACGGCCUUGACCUUGGCGGAACCGGAACAAAAGAUCAUCGAAGGCCAACAUUUCCCGCUCAUUCUCACGCCUUCUAAUGGGAGCCUUGUCUCGCAUUUAGAAACCUGCAACUGGGUUCGUGGACAGAAAGAUGAAAUUAAGGCGUUGCUGUUGAAGUAUGGCGUCAUAUUGUUCAGAGACUUCCCACUGCGCCAAGCUCUUCACUUUGAUGAAUUCGUGAAGUGCUUAGAUUACCAGCCAUUUCCAUAUGUAGGUGGCGCUGCUCCUCGUAACGUUGUUGUUGGUGAUGUCUUCACCACUAACGAGUCUCCACCCGACACGCUCAUCCCAUACCAUCACGAAAUGGCGCAGGCGCCGAAAUUCCCAAGGACGCUUUUUUUCUACUGCGAAUCUCCAGCGAAACAGGGAGGUGAAACACCCAUUGUGCCGUCCAAUUACGUCUAUCGACAAAUCAAGGCGAAAGAACCCGAGUUUGUCCGAGAGCUGGAAGUUAAAGGCGUUAGGUACGUCCGAAUUUUGCCGGAAAAAGACGAUCAUUCGUCUCCGAUCGGCCGAGGCUGGAAGUCCACGUACUUAACCGACGAUCCAGAAGAAGCUGAGCGAAAGUGUGGCGAACUCGGCACUUCCUUCGAGUGGUUAGCCGAUGGUUCCAUGAAAACGGUGACGAAGGCUGUUCCCGCCGUCAAAGCCGAUCCUCGCACAGGGAAGAAAGCCUGGUUCAAUUCUGUCAUCGCCGCCUACAGAGGCUGGAAGGACAGCAGAAACGUACCGGAGAAAGCUGUGCUCAUGUCCGACGGCACUUUCAUGAAACCGGAAGUGAUGGACGUUGUGGAGAGAACGCUAGAUGACGCUGCGGUCGAUUUCCGGUGGCAGCCAGGCGACGUGCUGAUGGUGGACAAUUAUCAGGCACUGCACGGUCGGCGGGUGUUCACGCCUCCCCGAAGAAUUCUCGCGUGGCUUUGCGUGUAGCGAGACAUCUGUAUGUUUAUUAUAAGCAGUCCUUUAAAACAGUACUGGUAUCGAUGCUCGAAG